This is a messenger RNA of Westerdykella ornata, 1266 nucleotides long. RefSeq names its product nucleotide-diphospho-sugar transferase. Bases 232 to 924 code for a protein of 230 amino acids. The transcript has a single exon. The record is from RefSeq and is a predicted model, not a curated record. Gene Ontology annotation, molecular function: nucleotidyltransferase activity. Lineage: Eukaryota; Fungi; Ascomycota; Dothideomycetes; Pleosporales; Sporormiaceae.
UUGGCGCGCUAAACUGCCCUAGGAUUUAAUCUUCACCGGUUUCAUCGGGCAACACUGCACCGGGGGUCUCGGACGUGAUCAAUGCCACGCAACCAUGCGUGACAGCUCCGUCCCGAAAGUGGCAAGUGACUCGGUGUGGGUGAAGCCGUCGCUCGGUGAGCCGAUGUCCUUUGAUAUUUCCGAAUGUGACGAGGUAGGCGGAACGCUUUAUGUUCCACAUUCCACUGCAAGAUGCCGUUAACAAGAGCCAUGGUUGCUCCCAGACACCCUCCAAUUUCCAAACUGAACCUCGCGCUUCUGGCAGGAGGAAGAUCCACGCGUAUGGGAUCUGACAAGUUCCUCCUAGAAUAUCCUGAUGGCACUCCGGUCUACCUCAAUCGCCUGAGAAUGCUUCAAGAAGCAUUUCCCAAGGCAGACAGAAUCUGCAUCGUUCUUCGAGACUCCUCCCGAGCUGAGCACGUCAGGAUACCUCCGGAGAUGGGCGUCCAUGUUCUCUUCGUGGCUCCUACUGUCGGCGCAGCGCAUGUCGCUGGCCCGGCAGCUGGCCUCCACACCCUCUAUUGUUUCGACCCGGCAUCUCACUGGCUGGUCAUCCCCUGCGAUUAUCCUCUCCUCCGCGGGGAAGACCUCACGGAUCUGUACCACCACUACCGCGACCCCGUCACAUGCUUCGCAAACAGCCAGCGAUCAACGGAACCCAUAGUCGCUAUUUGGAGUCCAGGUGCACUGGCUCAUUUGACUGUCACCGCCGUGGAGAACAGGUCGGGGCUGUCAAACUUGAUGCUCCGACUCGGCGGACACACAAUCCCCCCUCGUUACGAUCACUGUUUGUUCAACACCAACACGAGAGAAGAGUGGGAUGAUGCAUUGCUAUUACUCAAAGCAAUGCAGCAGACCUCACUCCCGAACUCAUCACAAGACUAAGUUCGAUGUAGGAUGAUAAGACGACAUAUGGAACCACGUUUCUUCCGGGUCGGUCUGCACUUGUUAUUGGGCAGCCUUACCGGCUUCAUCUCGACCCCACCUCCACAGCCUUAUAGCGAGAACCAAAGGGUGUUGCAGUUCCCUGCACGUUUAUCAGCACAAUUUCGCCACCUAUAGCAGAAUGGUUUGAAGCUCCGCUGACUCACGGGUAAAUUAGAUGCGGCUCAAAAAUCUUGGGCUUACAAGUGAAGAAGCACAAAGCCUUCCCGCUUCUGCUGUGAAUUCGAAGUAGGCGGAAUACAUCCCCAAAGCCAGUCCCAAUACAGCCAUUGUACGGUCAAG